CAAAAGUGCGAGACGUGCCAAGCAAGGCGGGCGGAGAUCGAUCGAGAUCGAAGAAUUAGUUGCAGUGAUUUAAUUGUUUGCAUGGCACCGACGACGACCAUGGGAAGCGCCUUAUACCCGCUCGGCGAAAUGCGGCGGUCGCAGCGCGCCGACGGGCUCGCCGCCGUGCUCGCCAUCGGCACCGCCAACCCUCCCAACUGCGUUACCCAGGAGGAGUUCCCCGACUUCUACUUCCGCGUCACCAACAGCGACCACCUCACUGCCCUCAAGGACAAGUUCAAGCGUAUCUGUCAGGAAAUGGGCGUGCAGAGGCGGUACCUGCACCACACGGAGGAGAUGCUGUCCGCACACCCGGAGUUCGUGGACCGCGACGCGCCGUCGCUCGACGCGCGGCUGGACAUCGCCGCGGACGCCGUGCCGGAGCUGGCGGCGGAGGCCGCCAAGAAGGCGAUCGCCGAGUGGGGCCGCCCGGCCGCCGACAUCACCCACCUCGUCGUCACCACCAACUCCGGCGCCCACGUCCCGGGUGUCGACUUCCGCCUCGUCCCGCUCCUCGGCCUCCGCCCCUCCGUGCGCCGCACCAUGCUCCACCUCAACGGCUGCUUCGCCGGCUGCGCCGCGCUCCGCCUCGCCAAGGACCUCGCCGAGAACAGCCGCGGCGCGCGCGUCCUCGUCGUCGCCGCCGAGCUCACCCUCAUGUACUUCACCGGGCCCGACGAGGGCUGCUUCAGGACGCUCCUCGUCCAGGGCCUGUUCGGCGACGGCGCGGCCGCCGUCAUUGUCGGCGCCGACGCCGACGACGUCGAGCGCCCGCUGUUCGAGAUAGUGUCGGCGGCGCAGACGAUCAUCCCGGAGUCGGACCACGCCCUGAACAUGCGGUUCACGGAGCGCCGCUUGGACGGCGUCCUCGGGCGGCAGGUCCCGGGGCUCAUCGGGGACAACGUCGAGCGGUGCCUCCUGGACAUGUUCGGCCCACUUCUCGGCGGCGACGGCGGCGGCGGGUGGAACGACCUGUUCUGGGCGGUGCACCCGGGCUCGUCGACGAUCAUGGACCAGGUCGACGCGGCGCUCGGCCUCGAGCCCGGCAAGCUGGCGGCGAGCCGCCGUGUGCUCAGCGACUACGGGAACAUGUCUGGCGCUACGGUGAUCUUCGCGCUGGACGAGCUGCGCCGGCAGCGCAAGGAGGCGGCGGCGGCGGGUGAAUGGCCGGAGUUGGGAGUGAUGAUGGCGUUCGGCCCGGGGAUGACCGUUGAUGCGAUGCUGUUGCACGCCACCUCUCAUGUGAAUUAAGUUAAUUAAUUUUGUUUCAUGUAGUGGUUAAUUGGAUAUAAUCCGGGGUUACCGGAAUUAUAUUCAGUGAAGCCAAGAAUUAAGCGUUUCUUCAGCUCGUUUUCUGACCGAAGUCGGAUGUGCCACGACGUGGGAUAGCGCGUUUGUUGCAUCGUGCGUUUUAAUCGGUCAUGUUUGUGUGUAAUAUGAAACAAAAAAGAAAAAGAAGAAAAGUUUGUAGUAUGUAACAAACUCCCACUUGAGGAGAUCAAUAAAUAAAGGAGAAAGAAGAUCAGAAAAGCUGCGAAUUUUGCAGCACCAAA
This is a messenger RNA of Oryza sativa Japonica Group (Japanese rice), 1592 nucleotides long. Lineage: Eukaryota; Viridiplantae; Streptophyta; Magnoliopsida; Poales; Poaceae. The record is from RefSeq and is a predicted model, not a curated record.